This is a messenger RNA of Struthio camelus australis, 4523 nucleotides long. NCBI's taxonomy places the organism in Eukaryota, Metazoa, Chordata, Aves, Struthioniformes, Struthionidae. The record is from RefSeq and is a predicted model, not a curated record.
AUGGGUCCGAAUUCCUAUAAGAUCAUCAAUUUUGCUCCAAGUCUACUGCAAAUCAUAGUAUCAGAUCAAGUUGAAUUUCCAGUACGUCAAGCAGCUGCCAUUUACCUAAAGAACAUGGUGACACAGUACUGGCCAGACCGUGAACCACCUCCCGGAGAAGCAGUGUUUCCAUUCAAUAUUCAUGAAAAUGAUCGUCAGCAGAUUCGUGAUAACAUUGUAGAAGGAAUAAUUCGUUCUCCUGACUUAGUGAGAGCCCAGCUGACAAUGUGCCUCCGUGCUAUCAUUAAACAUGACUUUCCUGGCAAUUGGACAGCUGUGGUAGACAAGAUAGGCUACUACUUGCAGUCUCAGAACAGUGCGAGUUGGCUUGGGAGCCUUCUGUGCCUGUAUCAGCUGGUGAAGACUUAUGAAUACAAAAAAGCAGAGGAACGAGAUCCUCUUAUAGCAGCAAUGCAAAUAUUUUUGCCUCGGAUUCAGCAGCAGAUGAUCCAGCUUCUGCCUGAUAACUCCCAUUACUCUGUACUGCUUCAGAAACAAAUCUUAAAAAUCUUCUAUGCUCUUGUUCAGUAUGCAUUGCCACUCCAGUUGGUGAAUAACCAGACUAUGACUCAGUGGAUGGAGAUCUUCCGUACUAUCAUUGAUAGAAAUGUUCCUCCUGAGACUUUGCAAAUUGAUGAAGAUGAUAGGCCAGAGCUGGUGUGGUGGAAAUGCAAGAAGUGGGCAUUGCAUAUUGUAGCUCGUCUUUUUGAACGGUAUGGAAGUCCUGGAAAUGUAACGAAAGAAUACUUUGAGUUCUCUGAGUUUUUCUUAAAAACAUAUGCUGUGGGAAUACAACAGGUACUCUUAAAAAUCUUAGACCAAUACAGACAAAAAAACUAUGUCGCUCCACGUGUCCUUCAACAAACAUUAAAUUAUCUGAAUCAAGGGGUCAUUCAUUCUGUAACAUGGAAGCAGAUGAAGCCACACAUACAUAGUAUAACAGAAGAAGUGAUAUUUUCCCUAAUGUGCUACAAAGAUGAGGAUGAAGAACUCUGGCAAGAGGAUCCAUAUGAAUAUAUCCGCAUGAAAUUUGAAGUUUUUGAGGAUUAUGCAUCCAGUUCAACAGCAGCACAGAAUCUCCUUUAUACUGCAGCAAAGAAAAGAAAAGAGGUAUUACCAAAAAUGAUGGCAUAUUGCUACCAGAUUCUGACAGAGCCAAACAUUGAUCCAAGGAAAAAAGAUGGAGCUUUGCAUGUUAUAGGAUCCCUAGCUGAUAUUUUACUGAAGAAGAGUGUAUUCAAGGAUCAGAUGGAGCUGAUGUUGCAGAAUCAUGUAUUUCCAUUGUUCAUGUCUAACCUGGGGUACCUCAGAGCUAGAUCCUGUUGGGUUCUUCAUUCAUUCAGUGCUUUGAAAUUCCACAAUGAGCUAAACUUAAGGAAUGCAGUAGAGUUGGCAAAGAAGAGCCUGAUUGAUGAUAAAGAAAUGCCUGUCAAGGUAGAAGCUGCAAUAGCUCUUCAGACAUUGAUAAGUAACCAGGAGCAAGCCAAAGAAUAUGUGAAGCCAUAUGUAAGGCCAGUUAUGCAAGAGCUCUUACACAUUGUUAGAGAGACGGAAAAUGAUGAUCUUACUAACGUAAUCCAGAAGAUGAUCUGUGAGUACAGUCAAGAGGUAGCUACCAUCGCUGUUGACAUGACACAACACUUGGCUGAAAUAUUUGGUAAAGUACUUCAGAGUGAGGAAUAUGAGGAAGUGGAAGACAAAACAGUUAUGGCCAUGGGCAUCUUGCACACAAUUGACACUAUCCUGACAGUUGUGGAAGACCACAAGGAGAUAACUCAACAGCUGGAGAGCAUAUGUUUACAGAUCAUUGGCCUCGUUUUGCAGAAACACGUUAUAGAGUUUUAUGAAGAAAUUCUCUCCUUGGCAUACAGCUUGACGUGCCAGAUGAUUUCACCUCAAAUGUGGCAGCUUUUAGGUGUUUUAUAUGAGGUUUUCCAGCAGGAUUGCUUUGAGUACUUUGCAGAUAUGAUGCCUCUCUUGCAUAAUUAUGUGACCAUUGACACUGAUACUUUACUGUCUAACCCAAAGCAUUUAGAAAUCAUUUACGCGAUGUGUAAAAAGGUAUUAACAGGAGAUGCAGGAGAAGAUGCGGAGUGCCAUGCCGCCAAACUCCUGGAAGUAAUUGUUCUUCAAUGCAAAGGACGGGGUAUUGACCAGUGCAUUCCACUCUUUGUGGAGGCUGUUCUGGAGCGGUUAACAAGAGGAGUUAAAACAAGUGAGCUUCGUACCAUGUGUCUUCAGGUUGCCAUAGCUGCACUCUACUACAAUCCUGACCUACUUCUACAUACCUUAGAGAACAUCAGAUUUCCACACAAUCCUGAGCCCAUCACUGCACAGUUCAUAAACCAGUGGAUGAAUGACACAGACUGUUUUCUUGGACUCCAUGACAGAAAGAUGUGUAUAAUAGGACUGAGCAUCCUAAUGGAAUUGCAGAACCGACCACCUGCAGUGGAUGCUGUGGCUGCACAGAUUGUCCCUUCAAUCCUCCUCCUCUUCCUGGGCUUAAAACAAGUUUGCGCCUCACGAGAACUCACAGAACAUGAGGAUCAUGCUAAAGAUGAAAAACACGUUGCAGAAGAUAAUGAAGAAAUACCAAGUGAUGAGGAGGAGACAAAUGAAGUGAGCCAGGCGAUGCAAGAGAACCAUGGUGGAGGUGGCAGUGGUGGUGACGGCAGUGGAGAGGAAGAGGACGAUGAUGAUGAUGAUGAUGACUGGGAUGAAGAUGCUUUGGAAGAGACUGCUCUUGAAGGGUUCAGCACACCUCUUGACCUUGAAAAUGGUGUUGAUGAAUACCAGUUUUUUGCACAAGCACUUUUAGCGGUGCAGAGCCGAGAUGCAGGCUGGUACCAUUCGCUGACAGCACCGUUGAGUGAGGAUCAGAAGAAACAGCUGCAGGAAAUUUAUACAUUAGCAGAACACCGGAGAAGUGCUGCAGAGACUAAGACAAUAGAACAACAAAGUGGCUACACAUUUGACAACAAAGGACUGAUCACAGCAUUUAACUUUGCUGGAAAUAAUCCUGGUGGCAACUGAAGGAGAAACUGCAAAGGUCAAUGGGAAGGGUUUCAUCGUUACGUUUUAUUAAAAUCAUCGUGACUUCUGAGUGAUGGGGAGGGUAAUUUAAUGCUGCUGGAGGUUUCUUGGAAUGUAGCAGUGUGCUUUCCCCACCAGAAUGGUCUUUCUAACCAGCUACUGUAAUGUACAAAUUCUUGUGGUGUUUUUAUAAUUUGAUGGACUGAAAAGGAAACGUUUGUCCUCAAGGAACCUGAAUGACUGGGAGGGGCCAGGUUGCAUCUAAUUGAGUUGCACUUCUCAGGUUUUUGCUGUGCGGAAUUGAUAGAUUCAUAUGGAUAACAGUGCCUUCUGUUGUACGUGGAUUGCCUGAACAAAUGAAUUUUGGAGUGCAUUAUAAUUUUUUAAGUGUAAGGACAUUUCUAGAUACACUGUAAGCCUUGGGUCCAUGUUUUCCUGUUAUCUGCCUUUUACUACAUGAUUUCAUUGUUCGUUGGUUGCAUACACAUUGCUGGAUUCAGAAUGUUAUCUCAUCUUCCCUAUUUGGUGCAGACCAAAAGCGUAUAGGGAGGCGUCUGUUGUAGUAGUAAAGCAUACACUGGCGAUGUGAAAGUGUCUUAACAAAAUGCAGAUUUUCCCUUGAUACAGUGGUUUUAAUUUAUUUCCCCUAGCCCUGAAAUCAACUCACUUGAGUUAUAAUGGCACACGUGGCUGGGCAGGUUUAUAUCCUAAGUCUACAUUGAUAUUACCGCCUGCCUGCACAAGUGGUGUGGCCCUUGCAUGUAGAUGUUCUUUCUACAUGGUAACUUUUAAUCUCCACUAUUUUCACUGAAUGUUGAAUUUUAUUUGGGCUCCUGUGAACUGCUGUUCUGUUUUUAUUCAUUCAUUACCAUUCCAGUGGUAGUACUGAAUAAUAUAGUACAAAAUAUUUACAUUAUUUUAUUUAUCUCAGUAGAAAGGAAAACAGCUCCAGAACUUUUUUCUUCUUACUCUUAUGCUUCUGUGAUUGAAUUUCUGCUCUGCAUUCCAUUUAGUGGUUCUUGUCUCAUGCUGAAAUUUAAUUAUCUGCCAGAUUGUUUCUUAAAUCUCAAAGAUUGAUUUCUCAUAAAUUCAAAUACAUGUUAUUGGAUCUUUGUGAAUAUGUUCACGUAGGGAGAGACUUAACAUAUGAGAAAUCUAAUUUGGAUAGGUGCUCCUUCUCUAGAUCUGUUGGGAUCACAGUGGUAUAGACUGUGUAAAUAAGGAUGCUUCAGAAAGUGUAAGUACCUUGAAGCUUGGACUGGAGACUUUUUAAUCUAGAUUUUGUCUCUGUAUGUUAAGUCUCUGUGACUUAAAAACAUUUACCAAGCAAUGUUAACCACAUAUGGAUAAGUAUUUCUUUGGAGCAGUGCCCCAACUGAAAAUCACAGAAUCACAGAAUCGUUUAGGUUGGAAGGGACCUCUGGAGAUCAUCUAGUCCAACCUCCCUGCUC